AUGGUGAGACCCCUACUUAGACCCAGCAAGAACAACAGUACAACAGUGAAGAGGGGUACUUGGAGUGGGGAAGAAGAUCAGAAGCUCAUUGCUUAUAUCAGGAGAUAUGGCAUUUGGAACUGGACUCACAUGCCCAAACCUGCUGGUUUGGCAAGAACUGGGAAAAGUUGUAGACUUCGAUGGAUGAACUAUCUGAGGCCUAACAUCAGGCAUGGAAACAUCACCAAAGAAGAGGAGGACCUGAUCAUCGAGCUGCACCGACUUCUGGGAAAUAAAUGGGCGGCUAUAGCAGCUAGUCUUCCCGGACGGACUGAUAAUGAAAUAAAGAAUUAUUGGAACACCCGCCUGAAGAAACGCGUCAGCAACAGGAACAAGUUGCAAAUUCUGACCACAUGUAAUAGUAAAGUUAAGCCCGAUCACAAUGACAGUUCAUCCCAUCCAUAUGGAUCUCUUCCCACCUUUGAUAGUCCGAAAUUAGAACCCAACAUUGGAUCUCAAAAUGAAAUUCCAACAAUGAGUGCUAAUAGCUUCUGCACCUCUUAUGAAGUUCACCGUGAUGACAAAACCUCGGAGGAUAGCUGGUAUUCACCAUCCAGCUUGACUAAAGAAGAAGAAAGCCUGUGGGAACAAUUUCUUCCGAUGGGAGAUCUUGAAAUUGUAGAAUAUUUCGGUGGCAUGUACAUGCAUUUGGGAGCUACGGCCCCUGCCCUUGUGUGCAUGCAGCAUGACUUCGCCUACCACAGCAGUUCCUGUGAAGAAUUCAUCAUGGAUUUAUGGGGAAAAUGA
This is a messenger RNA of Syzygium oleosum, 786 nucleotides long. Its product is annotated as transcription factor MYB82-like. The coding region runs from base 1 to 786 and encodes 261 amino acids. The transcript has 3 exons. Lineage: Eukaryota; Viridiplantae; Streptophyta; Magnoliopsida; Myrtales; Myrtaceae. The record is from RefSeq and is a predicted model, not a curated record. Gene Ontology annotation, biological process: regulation of stomatal movement.